Molecule: messenger RNA, 1592 nt
Organism: Anguilla rostrata (American eel)
Lineage: Eukaryota; Metazoa; Chordata; Actinopteri; Anguilliformes; Anguillidae
Product: tumor necrosis factor receptor superfamily member 3
Exons: 11
Coding region: 338-1399 (353 amino acids)
Molecular function (GO): protein binding
Source: RefSeq, a predicted model, not a curated record
UGAAGUACUGCAGGAACUCUGCGUACGGAGGUACUGUGGUUAAGUCAGCUUAGAGUGUGUGUGUGUGAGAGAGACAAAGAGAGAGACAGAGGCAGUAACAGCUAGCAGGUGAGGAAACAAUGACACAGAUAAGCGGAAGAGAUACACCUUAAUGCAGAAAAGGAAUCGGAAAGAGCAAGCCACUUCUCUGAGGUGUGGACUGCAAGUGUUCAAGAUAAGGACUGUUCUUCCACAGUAGCAGUUAAAAGUUUUGUCCUCGACGACACUCUCUUCCAGUCAUUGAAGCUCUGCGUUUGCUGUGCAUUUCCCAGCGUUAUGUGCGGUUGACUUCUUAAGAAUGGAAAUGAAGCUCCUGUGCCUGGAAAUGUUGAUGCUGCUGGCUAGUAUGACCUCGGCAUUACCCACGGAAGGGUACUACACGGAUUACGGAGGACGACGGUGCCGGUUGUGCCCCCCAGGACAGUAUCAGGCAGGCUGCAACGAGUGCUCCCCCUGCCCCUCUGGGACCUUCACCUCAAAGUUGAACCGCGAGGACAUGUGCCACCACUGCAACCUGGACUGCAGGAAAGACUUUCAUCUGCAGGUCGUCCAGCCGUGCAGCCCUGUUUCAGACGUGGUGUGCAAAUGCAUCGACGGCUUCGCCUGCAGGGCGUUUGACUCGACAACGGGACAGUGCAGUCAAUGCGACGUGGACGUUCUUUCGACUUUGCCACCUGCACUCACAAAGCACCAGACUGAGACCACCUGUGCACCUGGAAACUGUGACCUUCAAACCCACAGUGUGUCCCCGACAGAAACCGCCCAUCGCGGGCCUGACACAGGGGACAGACCGCUGUGGUGGUGCGUUGGCCUUGUUGUUGUAUUCCUGGUGAUUCUUCUGUUGACGCCUGCUGUCUUUAUGUGGCGACGCAGAGAGGGAACGUGUCUGAAAGAAUUUUUCAAGUUGUGUUCAGUUGGUGGCCACAAGGGGGAAAAUGAGGUUACUGCUGACCAACCCUGUGCGAUAUCUGGACAGCUUUUUUCCAAAGAAGCACACUGGAAUGCAGAAUCAUUGACCAAUCCCAACAGAGAGAACCACGCUGAUCAGCCAAUCAGCAUAGACCAAGCCUCAAAAGUCACUGGCAAUUUGGGUCCAUUCCACAUAUACAGUGCAGGAUCAGUGUUCGUCAGUCUGCUGAACCACUUUGCAAACCCAGAGGGAAAGACGGAGGGAGGGAAUACAGCACAAAAAGAGGAGACCCCCUCUCCCCCUUCUCCCACUUCUCCUCCCAUCCACCUGUCAGAAGAGGAGCGGGACGCAGAGAAAGACUGCAUUUUCUUUCCGUUGCAAGAACAAGGGAAAGAGAGUCACUUGUCGAAAGAGGAGGAGGAGAUUUGUUGUCAACAGAAGGAGAAAUGACAAUCAAAUUAAAAGUGUAUUUAUUUCUAUUUCUCAUAAAUCCCCCUAACUUGUAAAUAUUUCUAUAGGUACUGUAGAUUGUUUGGUUGUCUUUGAAAAUAAUGGAACCAUCAUAUCAAUUAUAAUGUAUAUAUUUUGUUUACUCUUAUAGUAGACAUUUAAUUGUUGUUUAAUAUUCCAAUUAUAUUAAUUU